Messenger RNA from Clupea harengus (Atlantic herring), 1225 nucleotides. RefSeq names its product membrane-spanning 4-domains subfamily A member 4D-like. The transcript has 5 exons. The record is from RefSeq and is a predicted model, not a curated record. Bases 31 to 771 code for a protein of 246 amino acids. Gene Ontology annotation, cellular component: membrane. NCBI's taxonomy places the organism in Eukaryota, Metazoa, Chordata, Actinopteri, Clupeiformes, Clupeidae.
UUAUUUUAGGUUUUAGGUUUAUCAUCGACGAUGGCCAACUCUGUACCCCCUGCUAGUGGCUUUGUGGUGGUCACUCAUUCGUACCCACAACAAGGUGCCCAAAGUGCCACUUCACACCAGAGCGGAGUUGUUCCACCAGCCUCCUCUAUGCUUGGGAAAUUCCUAAAAGGACAACCAGCAGCCCUUGGAACAGUUCAAAUUAUGGUUGGCCUGGUGGUGUUCUUGUUUGGUAUCGUGACUGCAUUCUAUGCAUCAACAAUAUCCCUUAUCUCCGGUAUCAUGUUCUGGGGAGCCAUCAUUUACAUCACUGCAGGUUCUCUCGCUGUUGCAGCCAAUAAGAAUCUCAGUCAGUGUUUGGUGAAAGCAUCACUGGGGAUGAACAUCAUUAGCACAAUAACUGCAGUGAUCGCCAUAAUUCUACAUAGCAUAGAUUUUAUCACCAUCUAUCUGUACAGUGGUUGUCAUAAUAUGGGAGGAUAUGACACCUAUGGUGGAAGGAGACGCUAUGAUACCUAUGAUGUAACUCCAUGCCUGAGAAACCAGGAAAUGUUUUUGGUCUCUUUGAAUGUCUUGUUUCCCCCAUAUCAGAGCAGGGCAUGGGGGAUUGCUGGAGUGAUGCUGGUGUUGUCAGUGCUGGAGUUCAUUAUCUCCAUAUGUGUGUCUGCGUUUGCCUGCAAAGCCACCUGCUGUUCUAACACUGAGGUGAGUAAAACUGUGAUAAGUCUUUACAGUCCAGUACCUACCCACAGUCAGUCAGAAAAAAGCACAUGAAAUAUACCUCUUUACAUGUUUUGUAUUUGAUCUUGUAGCAGGUGGUGUACGGUUCAAGCCAGGUGCCCCCCUCUUUUCCCACCUCCCACCUCUGCACCUCCACGGAACUCCUCUCAGGUACAGAGUCAUGAACAUUUAAAUGGAUGAGAUCAUUAUGACAGACCUCAUGCUCAUCCACCGUUUUCACAUGUUGCUUUUCCAGAUGCCUCUCUUACCAACCAGUGUGGUUCCAACUGCUCAUCGGUACUGAUGGCAAAAGAUGUGGCCAACAGUGGCAACAAGAUAUGCCCCCGCAAUACCCAAGAAUGAGUCAUGUGACAACAUGUUAUUUGUGCUUUCAAUAUGUUUUCCAUGUUCUCUGAAAUGAAUGCGAGUAUGUUAGCCCAUCCUAGCUAGCAUGAAAAUACAACCUAGAAAGUCACCAUCACGUACUGGAAAGAUAUCAGAAUACAUA